Molecule: messenger RNA, 2140 nt
Organism: Podarcis muralis (Common wall lizard)
Lineage: Eukaryota; Metazoa; Chordata; Lepidosauria; Squamata; Lacertidae
Gene: CALM3
Product: calmodulin 3
Cellular component (GO): myosin II complex
Molecular function (GO): calcium ion binding
Source: RefSeq, a predicted model, not a curated record
UCCGGCUAGUGCUGCUCCCACCUCCCUUUCCCACAUCGCCGCCGCUGCUCCGCGAAGCCUCUCGACGCUCUAGCUGCUGUCGCCACCCGGACCCGGCCAUGGCUGACCAACUUACCGAAGAGCAGAUUGCAGAAUUCAAGGAGGCCUUCUCCCUCUUCGACAAGGACGGGGAUGGCACCAUCACCACCAAGGAGCUUGGCACUGUGAUGAGGUCUCUGGGUCAGAACCCCACCGAGGCAGAACUCCAAGACAUGAUCAAUGAAGUUGAUGCUGAUGGGAACGGCACAAUUGACUUCCCAGAGUUCUUGACCAUGAUGGCAAGGAAGAUGAAGGACACAGACAGCGAGGAGGAGAUCCGAGAGGCUUUCAGAGUGUUUGAUAAGGAUGGGAAUGGCUACAUUAGCGCAGCAGAGUUACGCCAUGUGAUGACAAACCUAGGGGAGAAGCUCACUGAUGAGGAGGUGGACGAAAUGAUAAGGGAGGCAGAUAUUGAUGGGGACGGGCAGGUCAACUAUGAAGAGUUUGUGCAGAUGAUGACUGCAAAGUGAAGCCCGCAGAGUGGGUGGCUGGCAAUGCCCAUUCUCCUUCGAUACUUUUCUCCAACACACUCUCUCUACUUAAGUAACCUGGUUCUCUAAGCAAAACAAUCGGCUGUGGAAUAAAUCUGACCAAGCAAUUAAAAAGAAAAAAAAAGAAACUCCCCAAGCUGCAUGAUUGCACUCAUCUCUCCCUCCUUCUUCUUGCUCUCCCUCCUUCCCCCUCCCCGCCUUUCCUUCCUUCCACCUCUUCUGGUGCAUACCCCCCAAAAAACCUCCCUGAGAACCUCCAACCUUGUGGAUGUCUUUUGUUUCCAUCGGGUCUUCUGUUCUGCAGCCAGAGCUGGCCUGUCUCCCAGGGCGCAGAUAUCUUUCUCUUUCUUUCAAGAAUCCACACGAUGGGGGUGGAGAGAGCGCAAAAACCUUCUUAAUCGUGUUGCAUGUGUCUGGCACUGUGGUCGUGCGCAUUGACAUGGCGGUUGCCACUGAAGGUCUUGCCCCAGGGAACACCGAGGAGGGGUACAAGGAGGAAACUGGGUUGUUGUUUUCCCCCCCUUCGUUUUCGUGGGAGGGGGGGCACUAUCCCACCGCCGGGGUGCCUGUGGCUGAAGGCGGGUUCCAGAGAGCUCCGUCAGCAUGAUGUGGGGAGAAGAGGCUGUUAAAAAGAGGGGGAGGGGGGAGCGUCCGACAACUGUCCGAUUGGCUCUUUAAAGAAGAAAAAAAAACCACGCAAAACCGAACCAACCGCCCAUAAUUUUAACUUCUGUCUUUGUUCUUAACCUUGUAUAAAUUGUAAAUGUCCUUACAGUUUCCUAAGCAUUGUGUCCAGACAUUGGAGCUGCUAUGUAAAUACCUGAUGCUACAGGCCCCUUUUGCGGGGAGGGGGGGUCGCCCCGCGUAUGGCGACGGCGAAUGCUUUUGAUUGGCAGCUUGAGGGGUUUGGGGGGGGGAGGCGUCGGAACGGAACCGCAAUAAAACAGUGAAGCCGCUGCUGAGUGAAUGCCAACUGCGCCAGAACUCCCUCUUCUCCCUCCUUCCUCCUCCCCCCCCCCCCGCCUUCCUCAUGCGACGCUUCAUUUUUUUCGUAGUGGCUCUCUCGGUUUUAACGCUUGUGCCGCACCUUUGGCUUCAGUGUCUGUGCUCUUUCAAUGUUGCUUCCUUAACUCCGCCCGUCCCCACCCGCCCCGCCCCCUUUCUCGCGGCAAAACAGCAUGGGCCGCAAACUUGCUUCUCUUUACUUUUUUCACUUUUAUUUUUUAAUCCAAAAAAAAAUAAAUAAAUAAAUAAAGAAGAAGAGAAAAAAAAACCAGUUUUGGAGGGGGAAUCGAAACAGAGCUGCAGAAUUUCCCUGAAACCGGGUGAAAGAAGAGUGCUUUGCGCAGUCCGUGGCGGAUUUGACCACGCCCCCUCUUAUUAUUAUUUCCUGUCUUCUGCACUCCUGUGUUGAGCAGAGGUGGAGGGAUCUCACCUGAGAACUUAGGCAGGGGGCGUGGGGAAGGUUGGAGCAAGAAUGUCUUUGAAAGCAGGUGGUGUUGUGUUCAGUUCAAGCUGUGAAAAUAAAAUUAUAUCAAUGUUUUCCAAUAAAAUGCAGUGACUACCUGAAA